Messenger RNA from Frankliniella occidentalis (western flower thrips), 1328 nucleotides. RefSeq names its product zinc finger protein 335-like. The transcript has 3 exons. NCBI's taxonomy places the organism in Eukaryota, Metazoa, Arthropoda, Insecta, Thysanoptera, Thripidae. The record is from RefSeq and is a predicted model, not a curated record. Gene Ontology annotation, cellular component: nucleus. The coding region runs from base 139 to 1098 and encodes 319 amino acids. Gene Ontology annotation, biological process: regulation of gene expression.
CGGCGUGCCUGGGGCGGGCUCCUUCCUCGCGGCAGCAAACCAAACGCACUUGCGCCCGUUGAGCCGGCCGGUGCAGAUCAGGAGACUUUAGAGACGUCGGUACUUGAGCUAGUGUUCCGUCGCGAGCAGAACAGCGCCAUGGAGACGGAGGAUGGACGCGAUCCUAUGUGGUGGCAGCCCCCUGAACCAAAGAAAACUGGACUACCGCCGUUUAGGCAGGCAUUUCCGAAGUCUACCGAAAUGUAUAUCGACUCGACAAAUAAUGAGGAGUGUUUCGAGCUUGUAAUGACAGAUCUACAGCCAAUGGUUCCUUAUCCUUACGGUAACUCCUACAGCGAAGAGUCCCUGGUCGUUCGUGAGAGUUUCCCUGUCGCCGACACUUAUUUGACCCCCCCGUUGACGCCGUGCUCGCCUGCUACCACUUCGACAGAGGGGUUCGACCCUCUUGCCGUCCACGAAGCAGACGCUGAGACUGGAGGCCUUGGGUUCGCCGAGUCUACUGCUCAGGUUGACUCUUCUGGGUCGAAGUCCGUGGGUAGCAAGCGCAAGCGAUCGACGGGCAACAGCACCACGCCCGCCCAACCCUCUAAAAGGGUGUAUCUGGGGAGGAAGUCUAAGGCUUCUCCUCCAGUUCGAGAGUGCGACCUUGAUAAACUAAGCAACAAGCCUUUCAAAUGCGACCACUGCGACAAGACUUUCAAGACGAAGGAAGAUUUGACGCGCCACGCCAGACUACACAACCCAAAGAUGAAGAAGCUGUGUCGAGUGUGUGGCGUAAAGCUGUCUGCUCAAAAACAAAACUUGAGCCGACACAUGAAGACUGUCCAUCAUAUGGACAACGACUGUCAGGAACUAACGGAUGAAGACUUGUUGUUGGGCAAAUGUGAUUUCACUGAUUGCAAUUAUAAAAAUAGUCGGGAGGAUAAAGUGAAAAAUCAUAUGAAAUCCAAACAUCCAAGUGUAUUGCCGAUUAAUUGUAACAGAACCUACGGCAACAGAAAUCCCCGACCCUGUAGAUUUAUUUGUUUCACGUUCGAAAAGCUGAAAGAACACAUAUUGGCACGGCACAGCGAUAGAUCAGAGGCAUCAGAGGAAUGAGCUGGUUCGUCAGCUGCGUUGUCAAAAAAAAAAAAAAAAACUAUUGUCUGUUAGUUAAAAUGGACUGAUUUGAUGAGCUGUUAUUUUUUAAAAUGAACAGUGUUUAAAAAUGUUUCUGUAUAAUUAAGUUUUAAUUAGCUUUGUAUGUAAAUAAGCUUAAUAGUUUUACAGUUAGUUUCUUAUGUCUUUUCCCAGGUAUUUAAGCCACCAAUAAAAAAUUGUAAAAAUUA